Dinoponera quadriceps is the source of this 3689-nucleotide messenger RNA. RefSeq lists its product as uncharacterized. The transcript has 11 exons. The record is from RefSeq and is a predicted model, not a curated record. Lineage: Eukaryota; Metazoa; Arthropoda; Insecta; Hymenoptera; Formicidae. Bases 903 to 3617 code for a protein of 904 amino acids. Gene Ontology annotation, molecular function: microtubule binding; 1-phosphatidylinositol 4-kinase activity. Gene Ontology annotation, cellular component: lysosomal membrane; plasma membrane; endosome. Gene Ontology annotation, biological process: Golgi organization; endosome organization; phosphatidylinositol phosphate biosynthetic process.
UCCGAUCAAAUUGCGAAGACAGCUCACAGCCUGAGAGUUCCUUAACGUCACGCUCGGUUUUUAAACGCGAUCGAGUCCGACAGAUCCGCCGUUUCCGCGGGACGAAAGUGAACCUAGAUGGCGCCUCGCGCACUCGAGCGAUCAGCAACAACACUGCACUCGCUGACCGAUAGUUGAAUCCGUGACGGGACGCGCGGCAAGGCUCGAGAUCCUUUGACAUUUGGCGCGACACCUCCGAAGUCCGGCGCAAGUCGAUUGAACCAUCGAUCGCAUCCCUCCGGGAACCACGGAUCACCCAGACACGCGAUCGUUUCUCCGACGAGGUGAUCGUACGACGAGGAAGACAAGGAGGAGGGUGAAUUGCGCGGCGACGACGUGGCGAAUGUGAUGCAAACCGUGCGGUCGCGUCGUCGGUAUUGUGCAACGUGAGGGAGAGCGAAGAGGAAGCACGGAGGAAGGCGGAGAAGGAGAGAGAGAGAGAAGGAACGCGAAGCAACGUGAGACAACGACGCGACAAGUAUGGCGGUAAUCCCAUCAGCUGAUAGCGUCCGUCUGUGGGAUGACGGGCCGCAUUUUGGUUAAUCGGGUUAGAUCGCCCUCCCCUCACCGCGCGCUCUCUCUCGUCGACGUCGAUGACCACAGCUGUGCAUAUCGCUCGGCGGUUACAUUACUACGUACGCACGUACGUACGAGGUCGCAUGACGCAUAGAGGAUGCACUCGUCGCUAACACGCUGGCACAGGAUUUUUUCCGAGGUGCAUCACGCGUCGCCGACAGACGGACGAUAAUCGUACGGGAAUGUCGCACCACAGUUUCUCGAUCUUAGCUGCUAACGGAGAGAUAACAAACGGAAGAGUGUCCGCUUAAUCGGAGCGGCGUGGAGUCCGGGCGAAGCGAUCUGUGAUGAGCGACUCCGAACAGCGGCAGCUGCACGUGCCUUACCGAGAGUACCACAGCCAGAACAACACCAGCCCUGCCGCUCUGGUGGAGACCGAUGCGCUGGUGGACCUGUCCAUCGCGCCCAGCAGCCGCCUGUCGCAGAGCGACCACCAGCAGCAACCAGUCGCGAUCGCCACCGAUCUCUUGCCGGACGUCGAGUUCAUUCCGGGUCUGAGCAACGACCAAACCCUAGCCAUAGAUUCCUCCGGGAUCGACCGGGAGAGCCAGCCUCUCCUCGGUCGCUUGGAACUCGACGUCACGUUCAACAGAUUCUCAGAUGACCCACAGUUCUCGGAGCUGGUGUGGCAAGCGGAAUGCGCGAUAGACAAUGGGGUCUACCCGGAGAGGAUAUACCAGGGCUCCAGCGGGAGUUACUUUGUAAAGAAUCCAGCAGCGAAAGUGAUCGGCGUGUUCAAGCCGAAGGACGAGGAGCCUUACGGCAGGCUGAACCCGAAAUGGACCAAAUGGAUGCACAAGCUCUGCUGUCCCUGCUGCUUCGGCAGGAGCUGCCUGAUCCCGAAUCAGGGCUACCUGAGCGAAGCGGGCGCCAGCUUGGUUGAUCGCAAGCUGGGCCUCGGCAUCGUGCCGAACACCCGAGUGGUGAAGCUCGUCAGCGAGGUGUUCAAUUAUCCGCGCUUGGACCGUCAGAAGGCACGGAUGAAGCAGGCGAUCAUGGACCAGUUCCCCACGGUGGGCUCACACUUCAAUCGCAUCGGGCUGCCGCCGAAGGUCGGCUCCUUCCAGGUCUUCGUCGACGGCUACAAGGACGCCGAUUAUUGGCUCAGGAGGUGGGAGAACGAAUCUCUGCCGGCGCGUCUCAGUCGGGACUUCCAGUUGCAGUUCGAGCGGCUUGUCAUCCUCGACUACAUCAUCAGGAACACGGACAGAGGUAACGACAACUGGUUGAUCAAGUACGACACCAGCGUCGGCAAGAACGGGAGCGAGCAGGGCGAGGUGAAGAUCGCCGCGAUCGACAACGGCUUGGCCUUCCCCUUCAAGCACCCGGACUCUUGGCGGGCGUAUCCCUACCACUGGGCCUGGUUGACACAGGCGAAGCAGCCGUUCAGCGAGGUCACGAGGGAGCUGGUUCUGCCGCAACUCUCGGAUCAGAACUUCGUGCAAGAUCUAUGCGACGACCUGUACCAAUUGUUCAAACAAGAUAAGGGUUUCGACCGGCACCACUUCGACAGGCAGAUGAGCGUGAUGCGCGGGCAGAUUUUGAACCUGCAGCAAGCCUUGAAAGACGCCAAGAGCCCUGUGCAAUUGGUGCAAAUGCCGGCUGUAAUUGUGGAAAAAUACGUGCAGCCGCCACGUGUGAAAUCUUUCGCGCCGGAGCGACUGUACAAGAUCCCGUCGAAGGAACUCGAGACCGGCACGACGUAUCACUUGUCUUACCUAAAUGUGGACCCGGCGGCAGCGCGUCACGCGCGACCGCAACCGAUUCGGCCGACUCGUACUCUCGAUAAGGGCACCGGCCGAUUUUUCGAUGACACGACCACCAAACUGUCGUACCAGCCCGUGUGGCAGUUCGUCAAAAGGGAACCGAUCAUGCCGAAACGUAGACCGAUGGCCGGUCUAGGCAGGAUGGAGGACGUCACGACGAUCCGCCGCGAUUACGUGGCGAAGCACGUGAAGAGGCCGGCAGCGAUCGUACCCUUUGGUAACAUCCGCACGAGCUCGGCUCCGUUGGAGAACAGGACGAUAACGAAGAUGGCCUAUCCUUCGCCGGGACCUACGGAGCCCACGGCCAGUUUCAAACCGAGGCUGAGGUAUUGCCCGCCGAGCCAGCCUCUUCCCGACGAGACCACGCAGAAGCUGAGCUAUCAGCCCUUCGUUCUCGGCGAGAGGGAGUCGUACCCUUGGGCGAUGAAGCCGACGUACAAGCGACCGAUCGACGCGAUGUGUGACCAGACCACUUAUUCGGAGAGCUACGUCGAAAACGACGUGAUAUGUGCGACGAGGCCGAUCUUGCCAAUCGCAGCUUGCAGGGUACUCCCCUGCGGCGCGGAAUUCGCAGACAAAACCGUCUACAAGGAGAGCUACCUGCCGGGCGAGAUGGAGCGCGUGGAGCCGAUCCUCCCCGUCGGCAGUAUUUCCAUACCCGACGUGAAGAUGCUCUCCGACACGACCACCAAGCUGAGUUACCCACGAGUCUGGGUCGAGAAGCGACGGCCGAUCCUGCCCCGUCGCAGGCCCGCCCUGGGAGCCGGCGCGACGAUGCAGUCCGAGACGACGACGGGCAGCGAAUACGUGGCGAAAACGGCGCCCCGGCUGGGCCCCAUCGUCCCCAGUGGCAAUAUCCGUAUGGCCGACGUGCCGUUGCAAGGCGACACGACCACCGCGUUGUCUUACGCGGAACCCAGCGCGAUCGAGCCCGCCCGCAGUUGCAAACCCAUCAGGCUGUAUCGCAGGCCGGACGUGAAACUCGAGGCUGAGACGAUAAAUAAGUUAUCCUAUCCAACGUGGACGCCGCAGUCCAAGGAGGUGAUUCCGUGGGCACAAAAGGCCAAGUAUCAGCCUCCUUCGCAACCGAUGGUCGGCGAUACAAUCUAUCACGCGAGUUAUCCGGCGCCGGGUCACUACGUCGAGGAGGAGGAGGACGAGGUGUGCGCCUGCCCAGAUGACGUGUGCGCUUGCCCAGAUGACGUUUCAACUAUUCCGGCCAAAGCGGGGCUUUAAAGCCAUUAAAGCCAUUAAAGUGAGCAACUGAGCUUUCGGACCGGACGCUGGCAGUAGUCGAGAAUCAGUAAC